UUUUUCGGCUUGAUAUCGGCUACAAUUUGCUUCCGCAUUCAUUUCUUGUUAUACACAGUCGAUAGUGGUUCGUUGUGUCCGCGUGUAUUAAAUAUAACUAUCAAGUGAUUGUUUAAAACUAAAAGUGCAAAAAUGGCUAAAGUCGCAAAUAAUGGAUAUCAACUUAAUGUUAAGCAAGAAGGUGGAGAGCAACCUGGUGAAGAUAAAGACUUUUUACGCAAAAUGUUCAUUGGUGGGCUAGCCGCUGUAACAACGGAAGAUGGUCUACGUGAAUUUUUCAGACAGUGGGGCGAUGUUGUAGAUGUGGUGGUGAUGCGUGAUCCGGCAACAAAACGCUCCCGAGGAUUUGGGUUCAUUACAUAUUCCUCACCAACAAUGGUUGAUAAGGCUCAAGCUGCUAGGCCACACGUUAUAGACGGAAAUUUAGUACACAAAAAUCACACUAUCAAGUACGUUUUGGUUGAUGUUAAGAAAUCGGUUUAUAAGCAGGAAUUAGCUAAAAAAUUAGCACAACAAGGUACUAUGACACCACCCGGUGGUUCUCCUGGUGCUCAAGGUGGUUACCAACAACCUCCAAAUGCUUAUAAUCCACAAGCUUACGGCUAUCCACCUCAAGCAGCUCCUCCAGCAGGUGCGUAUAACGGUUGGCCAGGUUAUGGUCAGCCACCUGCUGCCGGUUAUCAACAAGGUCCCCCCGCUUAUGGUGCCUACGGUGGCCCACAACAAAAUGGUAACGCAGGUUGGAAUGCAGCAUAUCCAAAUCCAGCUGGUUGGGGUCAGAAUGGUUAUGGUGCAGCUUCAGCACCUGCUCCUCCUGUUGCACCUGCUGCUGGUCAAGCACCGCCUGCUAAUGGCUGGAAUGCUAAUGGUGCUUCGCAAAAUUUUGGUGAUUACCAACAAACAUAUAAUGGUGGUCCACAAAAGGCUGGCAAUUUGCAAGCUAACCGCAUGAAUCCAUACAGUGUGUCGUCAGCUCCCAAUUAUGGCUCAACUUCGGCGGGUUAUGCAAAUAUGUAUGGUUCGCCCAAUAAUUUGAAUAUGUCAAAGACGCAAUCAACGCAUGACAAAAGUGCAUAUGGUGGGGGUGUAAAAAAGGCCACUCGACAAUACUAAAUUAUGUAUAUGACGUAAGCAGCAAGCAAGCAUAUCUUUAACAUUGAUAUAUAUUAAUGACAUAUGCAGGUUUUUCUGGCAACAGGCAGGUAUUUAAGAUGUUUUCUUUCAUGUAUAAGCAAAUAAUUAAUAAUAUAUGCAAUUAGUAUACAUACCUUAAAUAAGAAAUCCCGAUAUAUGCUGCACUCUUAGAACGAUUAACAGUCUAUUAUGUACUGUUGAUAUAUAUAAAAUAAAACAGUUUUAAAUACGGAAACCAACUAUCCAGGAAUAUUGAAUUUUUAGUUAUAAAC
Teleopsis dalmanni is the source of this 1406-nucleotide messenger RNA. RefSeq names its product ribonucleoprotein RB97D-like. The transcript is spliced from 5 exons. The coding region runs from base 133 to 1113 and encodes 326 amino acids. NCBI's taxonomy places the organism in Eukaryota, Metazoa, Arthropoda, Insecta, Diptera, Diopsidae. The record is from RefSeq and is a predicted model, not a curated record. Gene Ontology annotation, molecular function: RNA binding.